ACGUCUCCAUCGGCAUGGCGGGGCUGGAGCUGCUGUCGGACCAGGGCUACCGCGUGGACGGGCGGCGCGCGGGGGAGCUGCGCAAGGUCCAGGCGCGGAUGGGCGUGUUCGCUCAGGCCGACGGCUCGGCCUACAUCGAGCAAGGCAACACCAAGGCGCUGGCGGUGGUGUACGGGCCGCACGAGAUCCGGGGCUCCCGGGCACGAGCCCUGCCUGACCGGGCACUGGUCAACUGCCAGUUCAGCUCAGCGACCUUCAGCACGGGGGAGCGCAAGCGGCGGCCACAUGGGGACCGCAAGUCCUGUGAGAUGGGCCUGCAGCUGCGCCAAACCUUCGAGGCAGCCAUCCUCACCCAGCUGCACCCUCGCUCCCAGAUUGACAUCUAUGUGCAGGUGCUGCAGGCAGAUGGUGGAACCUAUGCAGCUUGUGUGAAUGCAGCCACCCUGGCAGUGCUGGACGCCGGAAUACCCAUGAGGGACUUUGUGUGUGCCUGUUCGGCUGGCUUUGUGGAUGGCACAGCCCUGGCUGACCUGAGCCACGUGGAGGAAGCAGCUGGCGGCCCCCAGCUGGCCCUGGCCCUGCUACCAGCCUCGGGCCAGAUUGCACUACUGGAGAUGGAUGCCCGGCUACAUGAGGACCACCUGGAGCAGGUUCUGGAGGCCGCUGCCCGGGCUGCCCGCGAUGUGCACACUGUGUUGGACCGUGUGGUCCGGCAGCAUGUGUGCGAGGCCUCCCUCUUGCUGGGAGACUGACCACUUGACCCCACCCCUUGAAUAAAGCUCUGCUUGCCC
Elephantulus edwardii (Cape elephant shrew) is the source of this 791-nucleotide messenger RNA. RefSeq names its product exosome component 4 (gene EXOSC4). Lineage: Eukaryota; Metazoa; Chordata; Mammalia; Macroscelidea; Macroscelididae. Gene Ontology annotation, biological process: rRNA catabolic process; nuclear mRNA surveillance; U4 snRNA 3'-end processing. Gene Ontology annotation, cellular component: nucleolus; nuclear exosome (RNase complex); cytoplasmic exosome (RNase complex). Bases 15 to 752 code for a protein of 245 amino acids. The record is from RefSeq and is a predicted model, not a curated record. The transcript has 3 exons.